AUGCAGGACGGAGAUACCACACAGUUUCUCGUCGUCGCCAUGAUCGCCCAGCACAUUGACCCAGAUAUGCUCACGAAGAUGUGCCAAUUCACUAGCACAUACUAUCGCCAACCAUAUCCCGCUCUUGAAGAAGUACAACAGACAGGCGCCGGCAAAUACGUCCUCGUUACCGAAGCUUCGGAGGAGAUCGGCCGGGCAAUCGCUUCCUCGUGGGCAAAGGCGGGAGCCGCCGGUAUCGCCAUCAGCAGUCGCAAUGAAGACGAUCUCGAGCCCGUCAUCGUCAGGCUGAAGCGACUCAACCCCACAACACGGGUCCUGGCCAUGGCUUGCGACACCACAAAAUCGGCCGAAGUCGCCAGACUCUUUGAUGCGAUAAGAGAUGAGUUUGGCCAACUCGAUGUAGUCAUCGCAAACGUCGGUACCGCACAUCUCAGCAGAAUAGAUGAGACCGACGACAACGACGAGUGGUGGGCCGAUAUGACAACGAACUUCCGCAGCACACAUCUUCCCGCCCACCAAUACAUCCGCACGUUUGGUCCUGCACCAACCGGAACAUUCAUCUCCAUCACAUCCGGUGCGGGUACGGUCGUGACACCUGGUCUCUCUUCCUACGGCAUCGCGAAACAAACCGACCGCCGGCUCAUCGAGUUCCUCAACGUCGAAUAUCCAGAUAUGAAGGCUUUCUCGCUAGAUCCUGGGGUUGUGAGGACGGAGAGGACGAGCGAUAUGUUCAGGCCCUUUGCGUUUGAUAGUCCAGAGCUAGUCGGCAUGUUCUCGGUUUGGCUAGGCGGCGGAAGAGCGGAUAAGCUCAAGGGCAGUUAUGUGCAUACUACAUGGGAUGUAGAAGAGUUAGAAAGAGAAGCAGACGAUAUAGUCGGGCGGGGUACACUGAAAGACAAGUUUCCGGGGAGCUUGCUGGUACAAGAGGGUGUAACCUGGGGAAACCAGAUCCCUGGACCGGAAAGACAUUUGUAA
Molecule: messenger RNA, 975 nt
Organism: Alternaria hordeiaustralica
Lineage: Eukaryota; Fungi; Ascomycota; Dothideomycetes; Pleosporales; Pleosporaceae
Exons: 2
Coding region: 1-975 (324 amino acids)
Source: RefSeq, a predicted model, not a curated record